AUGCAGGCACUCCCGCCUGCUGGUCAUCUGCUGGCCGCAGUGGCCGGCAUCAACGGCGGCACAGCUGGCCUCUUCUGGUACGACAAGCGCCAAGCUCAGGAGAAGAAGUGGCGAGUGAGCGAGAGCGCGCUCUGCGCGACGGCGCUGGUGGGCGGCUGGCCCGCGGGGUAUUUUGCCAUGCACAACUUCAGGCACAAGUCGGCCAAGAAAAGCUUUCAGGACAAGUACGCGGCAGCUACGUCCUGCAACUUGCUUCUGUGCGGGCUCCAUCCACAGGCCCGAUCUCAGCUGCGGCGCACGGUUCUGCGCUGGCUGCGGAGGAGGCGAUGA
Symbiodinium natans is the source of this 330-nucleotide messenger RNA. NCBI's taxonomy places the organism in Eukaryota, Dinophyceae, Suessiales, Symbiodiniaceae. The record is from the annotation of a GenBank genome assembly.